AGGUAAGAGGUUUUACUAGGGCUUUAGUAAAAAGAAACGGAGAUUGGGGAACACGAAAGAAGGUGAAGAAAAUUGAUGAACACGUUAAUUAGGUGAACAAAACAAAAAGGGGUUUGUUGAAGUUGCAGAGAAGUUCAAAGCACACGACAAUGGCGAACAUUUUGAAAUCCAAUGCAGGAAGAAUCGCACUUCGUUCUAUCACUCAAUCCUUGACGGCGGCGUCCACCGCAACUACCAACCACUCCUCUUCACUCCCCUCUCGACUCUCCUCCGUUCGAUUUCUUCGCAGCGGUCGAGAUCCUGUCUCAAGGAAUUAUGAAAUUACUCCUCCGUUGAAUUGGGGGGUUCGUAUUGUGCCGGAGAAGAAAGCGUUUGUUAUUGAGCGAUUUGGAAAAUACGUUAAGACUCUUCCUUCUGGAAUCCAUUUUUUGGUCCCUCUUGUUGAUAGAAUUGCUUAUGUUCAUUCGCUAAAGGAAGAAGCUAUCAGUAUUCCUGAUCAGUCUGCUAUCACCAAGGAUAAUGUCACCAUUCUAAUUGAUGGUGUGCUUUAUGUUAAGAUUGUGGAUCCUAAACUUGCUUCUUAUGGGGUUGAGAAUCCCCUUUAUGCCGUCAUUCAGCUGGCUCAAACCACAAUGCGUAGUGAACUUGGUAAGAUUACUCUCGACAAGACCUUUGCGGAAAGGGACACGCUUAAUGAAAAGAUUGUGGAGUCCAUUAAUGUGGCUGCCCAAAGUUGGGGUCUUGAGUGCCUUCGAUAUGAAAUAAGGGAUAUCUCUCCUCCACGUGGAGUGAAAGCAGCUAUGGAGAUGCAAGCAGAAGCAGAACGGAAAAAGAGAGCUCAAAUUCUUGAGUCUGAAGGAGAAAGGCAGGCUCAUGUAAACAGAGCUGAAGGAAAGAAGAUGUCAGUGAUCUUGGCAUCAGAAGCAGCUAUGGAGGAUCAAGUUAACAGAGCUAGAGGUGAGGCUGAUGCCAUCAUUGCCAAAGCAAGAGCUACAGCUGAAGGACUUAAUCUUGUGUCACUAGCCCUAAAAGAAAAUGGAGGACCAGAGGCAGCAAGUUUAAGGAUAGCCGAGCAAUAUAUUCAUGCUUUCGGUAAAAUAGCCAAGGAGGGCACCACAAUGUUGCUUCCUAGCUCUGCAUCGAAUCCUGCUAACAUGAUGGCUCAAGCCCUUACCAUGUAUAAAAGCCUGCUUGGUAAUGUUCCCAGUAAUACGCACAGUGGGACCGCACCCCUUCCACUAGAAGGGAAAAAAGAAGGAAAUCAUUCAUCUGGCGAGGUUAAUGAGAACUCAACAACCCUUUCUACAACUAGAGGAACCCCAGCUCAUCCUGGAACAUCUGGGUUUUCACUUCAGAGCCCGCCCUCCAAAUAGGGAGUAGUAUUUGAUUAUACUGAACUUGCCAUUCUGAUGAAUUCAUUUGUUUUUUAGCGUAUGAAUGUUAUUGUGAAAUUGAGUUCAGAGUUCGGAGAGAGAGAGAGAGGUAGAAGAGUUUGACGGGACUUUAUUUUGUAUUGCUAGUGGUUACAUUGAUUCCAGGAUACACAUAGUUUAUAAUUAGACAGUAGACAUUAAAUAUAUCUUUCUUCCUAACUGGAAAAUUUGUGGAGUAAGAAAUGAUUCUAGUA
Molecule: messenger RNA, 1627 nt
Organism: Medicago truncatula (barrel medic)
Lineage: Eukaryota; Viridiplantae; Streptophyta; Magnoliopsida; Fabales; Fabaceae
Product: stomatin-like protein 2, mitochondrial
Exons: 9
Coding region: 150-1373 (407 amino acids)
Biological process (GO): mitochondrion organization
Cellular component (GO): membrane; mitochondrion
Source: RefSeq, a predicted model, not a curated record